AUGGAGGGAGGCGAAAGCAGUGUGCAAAUAAUAAAAAACGCUCCUAGUGUUCUGAAAGCAGACAUCUGGACCCAUUAUGGGUUUUAUGAACUAAAAGGGAAAAGUGAACUGGACAAGUCGCACGCUGUGUUUAAAGUGUGUCACACAAAAAUAAAAUACCUUGGUGGAAAUACCACUAACUUGAGGAACCACCUUAGCCGUUUUCACUGUGAGAAGCUAACGCCUGCCACCAAGAAAACAGCGGAGCCAGCCCAGCGAAGAAUUGAUGAGGCGCUGUCAACUUUUCCGCCCAACUCUGAGAAAGCGAAGAAAAUCACCCAGUCGGUGGCAGCUUUCAUAGCGAAGGACCUACGUCCUUAUUCGGUCGUGGAAAACACCGGUUUUCGCCACCUGUUAAAGACGCUGGAGCCACGGUAUAAGCUCCCAUCAUGUAGCCACUUUACAGAAAAUGUCAUACCUGCACUCUACAACGGAACCAAAGCCCAGGUAAUGGCGUCAAUGAUCCAAGCUAAAAGAGUUGCCAUAACAUGUGAUGCCUGGACUUCUGUCGCGACGGAGUCGUAUUUAACAGUAACGGCACAUUACAUCAGCGAGGACUGGCAGUUUUUGUCGCAUGUGCUGCAAACGAGAGCUGUUUACGAGUCUCACACAGGUGCGCAUGUUGCGGAGCUACUGUCUCGUGUAGUGGAAGAAUGGCAGCUAUCAGACAAAGAUGUAGUGCUGGUGACAGACAACGCUUCUAAUAUGAUCGUUGCAGCUGAAUUCGGAAAAUUCCCUCAUGUUAAAUGCUUCGCCCAUACACUGAAUCUUGCGUCCCAGCGGGCGCUUAAAGUGGCCACCCUCUCCAGGCUUCUGGGUAGAGUCCGACGGAUUUCCACAUUCUUCCACCGCAGCACUACAGCGAACCACUAUCUGAAAGAGAAACAGAAAUGUCUGGGCCUGAAAAAUCAUAAACUGAUAACUGAUGUUGCCACAAGGUGGAACAGUGCAUACGACAUGGUCGAGAGGUUCUUGGAACAACAACCUGCAAUAUGUGCCACCUUGCUGUCUCCAGAGGUGAGAAAAGGACAGUCAGACCUCUGCACUCUUAACGAAACAGAUGUGUCAAAUGCAGAGGACGCUGUGAGUGCAUUAAAGCCAAUGAAGGAUGCAACCACUCUGAUGUCAGAAGAGAGCAAUCCAACAGUGUCUCUCAUUGCUCCAAUAAUUGCACAACUCUUCCAGGACAUGACAGGCACCAUUGGAGACUCACCGAUGAUCCACGCGAUCAAGAAUGCCAUCAAAACAGAUCUCCUGAAGAGUGGAGGAGAGAUUGGAGAUCUACAGAGGAGUGACUGA
Molecule: messenger RNA, 1338 nt
Organism: Trematomus bernacchii (emerald rockcod)
Lineage: Eukaryota; Metazoa; Chordata; Actinopteri; Perciformes; Nototheniidae
Product: zinc finger BED domain-containing protein 1-like
Exons: 2
Coding region: 1-1338 (445 amino acids)
Molecular function (GO): DNA binding
Source: RefSeq, a predicted model, not a curated record